Molecule: messenger RNA, 498 nt
Organism: Suillus subalutaceus
Lineage: Eukaryota; Fungi; Basidiomycota; Agaricomycetes; Boletales; Suillaceae
Exons: 1
Coding region: 1-498 (165 amino acids)
Source: RefSeq, a predicted model, not a curated record
AUGCUCGCCAACUUAUAUCACACUUGUGUGGGACGCGUACUUGCUCCACUCGCAGCUGCUGGCAUCGAUGGCAUUAAUAUGCAACGUGGUGAUGGCACAAUUCAUCGAGGACAUCCCCUGUUCGCAUGCUUUGCAGGAGACUAUCCAGAGCAAGUUUUAGCUACUGGAGUCAAGACAACUCAAUGUCCAAAGUGCGACGUUCCCUCCGACGAGCUUGGUCUAGCAGCUGGUGUUGCAAACUGGCAACCACGAGACCUGGGUGUGGUACUUGAUGCACUCUGUGCUCUUGACGAAGGUGGAUUGGCCUUUGUUCGUGCAUGCGCAGAUGCUGGCAUUAAGCCGAUUGUCCACCCGUUCUGGGAGGGACUACCCUUUGUCGAUAUAUUCGAAUCUGUAACUCCUGACGUUCUGCAUCAACUAUACCAAGGGCUCAUGAAGCAUCUCCUCGCUUGGCUUUCUGAUGCAUGUGGCAGUGCGGAGAUUGAUGCACGAUGUUGA